Rasamsonia emersonii CBS 393.64 is the source of this 1545-nucleotide messenger RNA. RefSeq names its product MFS transporter. The transcript is spliced from 3 exons. Gene Ontology annotation, cellular component: fungal-type vacuole membrane. Lineage: Eukaryota; Fungi; Ascomycota; Eurotiomycetes; Eurotiales; Trichocomaceae. Gene Ontology annotation, molecular function: transmembrane transporter activity. The record is from RefSeq and is a predicted model, not a curated record. Bases 1 to 1545 code for a protein of 514 amino acids. Gene Ontology annotation, biological process: transmembrane transport.
AUGCUGAUCAAACUAGCCCAGGUAGCCGUCACCAUCCUCGCCUGCUGGGUGGCUUCGGGAAUUGUCUUUGGGUUUGCAGCACUCAAGCCAGUGCUCCUGUCUGAAGGAGUCUACGAAGACCUGUGCGACAAGGAAGAAUUGCAGGACAACGUGGAUGUCUGCUUUAAGCAAGAACUCAAACUCAAUCUCUUCUUCACCAUCGCCUCCAUCACGGCCAACGUCUCAGCUCUGCCGGUUGGCACCAUCCUCGACCGCUAUGGUCCACGGAUUUGCAACAUCGCCGGCUGCUUCUGCCUGGCCGCAGGGACCUUACUGAUGUACUUUGCCUUCACAAUUCCCCGAUUUGAUGGUUACAUUAUCGGCAACUUCUUUCUGUCGCUGGGUGGCACUUUCAUCUUCGUUCCGGCUUUCCAAAUUGCCAAUGCUUUCCCUAAACAUGCUGGGGCCAUUGUCGCGCUGGUGACCGGCGCCUUUGAUGCGUCCGCGGCGGUGUUUCUGUUCUAUCGACUCGCUUACGAAGCCUCCCACGGGGCUCUGAAGCCGCACAAGUUCUUCUUGGGCUACCUGGUCGUUCCCAUCCUGAUCCUGAUCGCUCAGUUGACGCUGCUUCCGGCUCGACCGUACAAGACAGCGCAGCAGCUUGAGGAAAAGAUUGAAAAGGCGCAAGAUCCAACACGAGAUGUCCACGAGUCCGACGACGAGAUCGAAAGCGAGACGGAACUUGAGCGAGUGCGCUCCAGGCGCCGUGAGAAACGGCACGACAAGAUCCGCAAAAUCGACCAGAUCCUUGGGACCAAGGACCAGCGACAGCAGCGGGUGGUACAAGAGGAGGAACGACAGAUGAACAGUGGCGUCUGGGGAGUCCUCCAUGGCCAGCCUGCGCGGAGACAGUUCAUGUCGCCGUGGUUCAGCCUCAUCACCCUCCUCACGGUGCUGCAGAUGUUGCGCAUGAACUACUUCAUCGCCACGAUCCGGACUCAGUACGAAUACAUGUUGGAUUCGGAGGAGCAAGCGGCACGCAUCAACAACUUUUUCGAUGCUGCACUUCCGGUGGGCGGGGUGUUUUCCACGCCGUUUAUCGGCCUGCUGCUGGACCGGUUGAGCGUGCCGAUGAUCCUGGCCAUUAUUGUGGUUCUGACUACGGUGAUCGGAGCGCUCAAUUGCCUUCCCUAUGUGUGGGCAGGCUAUGCAACGGUGACCCUGUUCGUUUUACUUCGACCGCUCUAUUACUCGGCCAUGUCUGACUAUGCGGCGAAGGUGUUUGGUUUUGCAACGUUUGGCCGAGUGUACGGAGCGAUCAUCUGCAUUUCGGGCGUGGUCAGCUUCUCGCAGUACGCGCUGGAUGCACUGAUGCAGGGGCCGUUUCAUGGGAAUCCGACGCCCAUCAAUAUUGUCCUGGCUGCUGCGGGAUUCUUCGUGGGGACCGUGCUGGUCUUGUUCGUCCGGACCAAAGGAAGGCAGAUCCGGCGGCGACAGCUCGAGGAAGACGCGCAGGCCGAACGGGAGCGAUUGAUUCCGGAAGUCGAGGAGGGCGAGGAGUAUUGA